This is a messenger RNA of Sabethes cyaneus, 1198 nucleotides long. RefSeq names its product protein FAM185A. The transcript is spliced from 2 exons. The coding region runs from base 80 to 1117 and encodes 345 amino acids. The record is from RefSeq and is a predicted model, not a curated record. NCBI's taxonomy places the organism in Eukaryota, Metazoa, Arthropoda, Insecta, Diptera, Culicidae.
CGUUUUUCGUUGUUUUUACUUAAAAUAAUGUUUGUAAUGUGAGAUAUAAAACAGUACAUUUUUACUUUGCUGAAAAACAAUGUUUCAAAUGCGUAAGUUCUCUGCACUUGUGAAGCAGCUGCAGCAAUUGAGAAAACUAUCAGCUACAAGUAUUCGACGUGAAAAAGGAAAUCUUUCGAAAGUCGACCCAUACAGUAAAAUAACAAUUAAGUGCAAUUACGAUCUGAAAAUCGUUCCAUAUGACCUGCUGGAUUGUCCUGAUUCGAAUCUUCUGAAGAUUACCGUUAGUAACGCGGGCCGUGAACCUAAAGUAAAAAUCAGCGGAACCGAUGUAUCGAUUGUGGAUAGCGGUGAUGUUCCUGUACCUUGCCUUUUGCAGAUACCGAUUAAAGCCGAUCUAGUUGUGGAAAAUCAUGGAGAUUCGGCGAUAUCGGAAUUGUACAGUGAUACAGUACGCAUUCAAUCAAGAGGAAAUAUAAAAACCAAAAAUAUUCGCAGUUCUCUUAUAGAUUUGCACAGCGAAACGGGAGACGUUUCCUGUCUCGGAACUACACUGGGCCAAACAGUUAAAGUGUUAACAGGCGAUAAGGGAAAAAUUCUGCUAGAAAAGCUUCAGGGCGAUAAAUUUGAAGCAGAAAGUAAUCUCGGAUCUAUCACUGUAAACUGCAGUUACUCUAAUACUUCAUUCUUUAAAACUAGUCAGGGAGAUUUGCUACUUAAAAAUAUUCAUAAAUAUUGCCACGUUCGGACUGAAGGAAAGGGAAAGCUUAUCAUGAACGGCUUUUACGGCACUCUUCAAGCAGAAGUCGGUAGCGAAGAAGUGAGUUUACAGCUGUCGGAAAUUCACGGUCAGUCGAAGGUUGUAGCCAAAAAUGCCAACGACCUAUGCUUGGCAGUAAGCGAAAAUGUAAUCGAAAAUGCAGAAAUUGCGGUCAACAGUGAGUUGGUCGAGAUAGAGCCCGAACUAGAUGGGAUUCAAAUAGCGAGUGAACUGGAGAGGUUACGCCUGGGAAACGAGUCGUCUGAGAAUAAAUUGGAGAUCUUUAGCGGUAAACUGGUACGAGUAAAAAAGAUGUCCUGGAUGGAUACGUUUGGGUUUGCUGUUAAAAGUGACUAGUACUAAUUCUGGUUGAUUUAAAUAUAUGUAGGCACAGUGAUAAGUAAUUACAAUUCUUGUAUUUACAGAUGAAAAUACAAA